Oldenlandia corymbosa var. corymbosa is the source of this 792-nucleotide messenger RNA. The record is from the annotation of a GenBank genome assembly. NCBI's taxonomy places the organism in Eukaryota, Viridiplantae, Streptophyta, Magnoliopsida, Gentianales, Rubiaceae.
AUGAAUGACAGUGAAAAUCCCCCCGAUCGAAUUCCUUAUCCUCUCUCUAUAGCUCUUGUGCUAUGUGGAUGUGCUUUAGUAUUUUCCCUGAUUGCCUUCUCAAAAGGGAAUCCUGCCGCUCUUUUAGGACCAAUUGCGAAGUCCGGCUUCACUGCAGCAUUCUCGUUGAUUUUUGUUUCAGAGAUUGGGGAUAAGACAUUUUUUAUUGCUGCAUUACUGGCGAUGCAGUAUGAAAGAAUACUGGUUCUUUUAGGGUCCAUGGGUGCUUUGUCUCUAAUGACAGUCCUGUCUGUCAUUAUAGGACGGAUAUUUAAUUCAGUGCCUGCUCAAUUUCAAACUACUGUCCCUAUUGGAGAAUAUGCUGCUGUUACACUUCUGUUAUUCUUUGGCCUGAAGUCAAUCAAAGAUGCAUGGGAUAUUCCAUCUGAUCCGGCCAAAGCUGGUGACAAGAAUGGUAAUGAGCUUGAUGAAUAUGCAGAAGCUGAGGAGCUUGUAAAGGAAAAGAUGUCAAAGAAGCUCACAAACCCUCUUGAAAUUUUGUGGAAAUCAUUCAGCCUCAUAUUUUUUGCAGAAUGGGGAGACCGCUCUAUGCUUGCAACAAUAGCCUUGGGUGCGGCACAGUCUCCAUGGGGGGUGGCAAGUGGAGCAAUUAUAGGACACCUGAUUGCCACAUCGAUUGCUAUAAUGGGCGGUGCAUUUCUUUCGAAAUAUAUAUCCGAAAAACUGGUUGGUUACGUGGGUGGAGUUUUGUUUAUUGUCUUCGCUGUUGCCACAUUUUUUGGUGUCUUCUGA